Necator americanus (New World hookworm) is the source of this 381-nucleotide messenger RNA. RefSeq lists its product as uncharacterized. NCBI's taxonomy places the organism in Eukaryota, Metazoa, Nematoda, Chromadorea, Rhabditida, Ancylostomatidae. The transcript has a single exon. The record is from RefSeq and is a predicted model, not a curated record. Bases 1 to 381 code for a protein of 126 amino acids.
AUGUCUGAAAUACCGCGCCAGCAGGUGGUCAUUGUCGGAAUCGACGAAAAUGCGAAGAUGGGACUCGAACAGCGAUCCGAUGUGCUAGGAAAAUGGUACUAUGCAGCGGAGCGCACAUCGGACAACGAUGACCGUCUGGUCCACUUGUGCAAACAGACGGGCCUCAUCAUCGCUUCCACGUUUAGGAGGAAUCAUCGACGCCCUUUAACGCCUGAAGAGCAGCGCAAGCGGAAGGUGAGGACUCUUAAGCUUCAGCUCGACUACGUUCUGGUGAGAAACAUUGCUCAGUCAGAUAUCCGAAAAUCUAGAGCUGUUUGGGACGCGUUCGACUCUGACCACCGUCCAGUUCUUCUCAGCAUCAAGAUACUGUUCCACAAGUGA